Messenger RNA from Columba livia (rock pigeon), 3430 nucleotides. RefSeq names its product coiled-coil domain containing 57 (gene CCDC57). Gene Ontology annotation, biological process: positive regulation of mitotic cell cycle; microtubule nucleation; cilium assembly. The transcript is spliced from 8 exons. Lineage: Eukaryota; Metazoa; Chordata; Aves; Columbiformes; Columbidae. Gene Ontology annotation, cellular component: spindle microtubule; centriole; centriolar satellite. The record is from RefSeq and is a predicted model, not a curated record. Bases 1232 to 3220 code for a protein of 662 amino acids.
CCGCCCCGCCCGCGCCACAGCGGGGGCGCCCGCGUUCUGGCGCCGUCACGUGACCCCUUCCCGCCGCUACAGGUUCGUCCGUGCAGGGGCGCGCCGCCGCGUGCGGUCCCGCGCGAAGUGGAGUUCCCGGCGCCGCGCGCGAGGGGCCAACACGAGCUUUCCGCCCCUUGCGGACCGGACCGGACCGGACCGGACCCGGACCCUGCCCGCCGGGAACGCUGCCCGGCUGCCGAAAGUGCGGGACCCGAGCGAUGGACUUGCAUAUACAAACUGGCUUCUGUAGUUGAGGUUUGUUCCGUGCUGCUGUUCCUGUUUUCCAGGGGAUGAUCACAGUUUCUUCGUUGUCUUCUCACAUAAGAAAAGCUCUAGAUUAACAGGAUCAAGAAACUGUGUUCUUCUCUGCCAAUCUGUUUGUUCCACUGCUUAGAUAAGUCAUGGCAUACAUCAUUAAAUAACUUCUACUAAAAAAGGUAGUAUUUUGAUAACAGUAUGAAAAAAACGAGUCAUGAUCUGAAAAGUGAACAGUACAUCUUGCAGGCAGACAGACAAAAGCAUUCAAUAAAACCAGCAAUUUACAAUGAUAAAGUUAAAAUGAGUGAAGCGUUCCAGAUUUGGAGAGACCUGUCAGCAGGAGUCGGUUGGUGGGCUGUAGUGCAGCACAGAGCAGGACAGCCCUGGAGAGCUGUUGGUGGAGGCUGCAGAGAAGGUGGGAAGAGAAGGAAGCAGGAAAUAGGAUUGCUGCCUUCAGCGUCCUGGACUACCACUGCUAUAGUGGACCUGCACUUCAAUGUAGUAAAAGCCAUUUUUUUCCACCAACAACUUGAAGCAAAAACACUUCAAGAACUUGAUUCUUCUUCUCAUGUUGCAAUUUGGAGCAACUGAAAGACAAAACAAACAAGAGACUUCUAUCCCAGCAGAAUCAGAAGACUGGACUCAAAAAGACCCCUUGCAUCCUACCCACUGUCCAUUUACCCUGACUUGGGGUUGUUGUACAAGGCAGCGCAGGCUCAGCUCUGCUGUGUGUGCUCACCCGUGAGCUUCUCUUGCUAUUGCCAGUUACCACGUUUGUGCUAUAAACAGGGACUAUUUAGGACCAAAAAACUCUGAGGUGUAUGAAGUGACUUCAAAAAGAAAACUUUGCGUGCCCCGUCUUACCUUUCACACAAACACGUAUAAACAACAACUGUCUCUGGCAGCUGAGCGAGAACAGGUUCUGGAAGAGAAUAAUAAAAUGCCAGCAGAACUGGACUGGCAGCAGCUCUGUGAGAAUGCUGAAAGUAACUGGUAUGGGAAAUCAGAGAACAGAGCACGAAGCCCGUCUUCAGCAGGAGAGCAGGGGGAGGCCGACCGACAGAGAUCGGACUGCAGGCUGCGUGAACUGAAGACUCUUCUUUCUGCCUUGCCUGUUGAGAGAGAACUGGCGACCCAGGCAUCGUUUAAUCACUGUAUUUUACCUGAAGGGGAGAAACAGUGUGAUUAUAAAAGAUUUCUGGACAGAGAUAUCCCAACCCUGGAAGUCAGAGAGCUGCGGGAGCAGAAUGCCAGCCUUCGGGCGGCUGUCGCACAGAUGAGGAGAGAAAUGGAGCGUCUGGACGAGCAGGCGCCGGCUCCUCCUGGGGCAGCAGCCCGCCCGCCCGGGGGCCAGGUGGCAGCUCCGGACACGGCCCCAAACCGCGCGGGGGCGCGCAGCGGGCGCAGUCCUGACCCACGAGGUUCGUUGUGCACAAAUGAAAUUUCAACUGGAACCAGUAUCAAAGUCAGCUCAACUAACUUGGAUUGUGUAGUAAGACCAGACAUAGAAAAGGGGCCAAACCCCAAAGUUCUUGAAGAAAAUAUGGCAAAUCUCAACCAACAAUUACCUGAUGCGGAUCCUGGUGUUGGUCUUCAGUGUGGUGUCAGCUGUACUCUACAAGGAAUGCAAAACACACUGAAGGAAGCAGCAAGAAAAAUCUCAAUUCUGAGCCAAGAGAAGCAGCAGCUGAUUGAAAUGGGAAACAGGCUCAGGGCAGAACUUGCAGUGGUAUUAAAGGAAGGACUGGGGCACCCUGCUGGCUCUGGGCACGGCACGGUUUGCGCGGCCGCUGGCAGUCUGCUUCCGAGAGAGCUUGUCAAAAGAACACAGUGUCAGCUGUCAGCUUUAAAGCACCUACAGCACAGGCUUACAACACAGCUCUGCGACCUUCGGGAUCGUCUCCAUUACUGCCAGAGUUUGUUCAGGCCCAGAGAAGGGCGGCCGUUCCGAGAUCCAGCUGUUCGAUUCUGGUUGUCUCCUCGCAGGCGGCUCUUUCCUGAGAAGGCCCCGCUGGGGCUGCCGCCGCUGCCCUGGGCCCGAGCGCCAGCCCGAGUUCCAGCGCUGCUGCCGCCGCUGCCCUGGGCCCAAGCGCCAGCCCGAGUUCCAGCGCUGCUGCCGCCGCUGCCCUGGGCCCAAGCGCCAGCCCGAGUUCCAGCGCUGCUGCCGCCGCUGCCCUGGGCCCAAGCGCCAGCCCGAGUUCCAGCGCUGCUGCCGCCGCUGCCCUGGGCCCGAGCGCCAGCCCGAGUUCCAGCGCUGCUGCCGCCGCUGCCCUGGGCCCGAGCGCCAGCCCGAGUUCCAGCGCUGCUGCCGCCGCUGCCCUGGGCCCGAGCGCCAGCCCGAGUUCCAGCGCUGCUGCUGCCGCUGCCCUGGGCCCGAGCGCCAGCCCGAGUUCCAGCGCUGCUGCCGCCGCUGCCCUGGGCCCAAGCGCCAGCCCGAGUUCCAGCACUGCUGCUGCCGCUGCCCUGGGCCCGAGCGCCAGCCCGAGUUCCAGCGCUGCUGCUGCCGCUGCCCUGGGCCCGAGCGCCAGCCCGAGUUCCAGCGCUGCUGCCCUGGGCCCGAGCGCCAGCCCGAGUUCCAGCGCUGCUGCCGCUGCUGCCCUGGGCCCGAGCGCCAGCCCGAGUUCCAGCGCUGCUGCCGCCGCUGCCCUGGGCCCGAGCGCCAGCCCGAGUUCCAGCGCUGCUGCCGCCGCUGCCCUGGGCCCGAGCGCCAGCCCGAGUUCCAGCGCUGCUGCCGCCGCUGCCCUGGGCCCGAGCGCCAGCCCGAGUUCCAGCGCUGCUGCUCUGGCCCAGGGGCUUUUCUUCUGGGGAAUCACUCUUACUAGCCAGGCUACAUGUCCUCCCGUGUUCAAGGUCGUCAUUCUUACCAAAAACACAGAGAAUUUAUCACUGUCAUACCUACAGGAGUUUCAGUGUCAGUUACUUUAUAUGACUGCCUCAUGUUUUGUUUCUUUAGUCUUAAAUAUAUAGCAAAAUACUUUGGUGUUUGUUUUCAUCUCCUUUGACAAGUCUGAAGUAGUUUGCUUUUCAUCAAAUCUCACUUUAAUUGCUGCAUGUUUAAAGUUGGUGGAAGUUUGGGGGGUAAUUUGGUUUUUCAAGUUGCUGACAAAUUUCUUUUCUACAGCUGCUUUAUUUUAUUUGU